UCUGUUUCUUCUGACCGAAGUGUCAGCCAGGUAGAACUUACAAGUUACAAGGUCCCUGAACUUCUUGAUCAAAUCGAAGUCUGCCAAGCACCUCAGAUCAGACACUACCUUAAAACAUUACUCCUUCUCGAAUCCCACACCACCAUGGCACUACCGCCCGUCAAGCUCCUCCGGCCCAACGCGCUCCAGAUCGACGCCAAUACACCGUGUGUCCUCGAGGUCAACAUCCCCAUCACGCUCCCCCACCGGCUCGACCCGCCGCUCCCUGCGCCGCCGUACCAUAACCGGGACGGCGGCGGCCUGCCAGCCGAAGAUUUCCGCGACUUCAACGCGAUGCCACUUGCACGGGCACUCCUGGCGCAGGUCGUGUCGCGCAUGUUUGGCUCUGAGUAUACCGGCGCCAUCGUGGAUUUCAGACCACGGGCACGGCCCUUUGAUUUCUUGCUCGUGGCGUCAUGGGAAUGCGAUGCCGUCACCGACAAGACAAGCUUUGACUUCCCCGCCGGGCGCUGGAUCGACAUGUACGGCAAGGAGGGCCACGGCACGAUCCACGCCUUCAUGGAAGUGCCCGACCUGGAUUGGAUCGAGGUCUAUCAUGCCUUCAAGUAUUACCUUGUUCGUGGGCCGUGGGAGCCGGGGAUGCUGGAAGAGAUGAAUCCCAGGGUGCUCCGGUUUGAUGUGGUGGAGGGGAGUGGUGGCUCCUCGGAGGACGAAAUUGUGUUUGAAGUUCGGGAGUACACGGAGGUCAUGAGAACCCGCUGUGUCAAUAACAUGGCUGUCAUUGCACUGAGGGCUGCACUUUCCUAG
This is a messenger RNA of Chaetomium strumarium, 807 nucleotides long. RefSeq lists its product as uncharacterized. The record is from RefSeq and is a predicted model, not a curated record. The transcript has 2 exons. Bases 145 to 807 code for a protein of 220 amino acids. NCBI's taxonomy places the organism in Eukaryota, Fungi, Ascomycota, Sordariomycetes, Sordariales, Chaetomiaceae.